AUGAAGAGAGGCGCAGAGAGACAAAUAUCGAAGGAUGAUGGCGACGAUCCCCACGCCAUCGAAGGCGAUGGUCAGACCCAGCAGUCUACGCCACAGGUGACAGACCCUCCUGCGGCACCGCUGCAGCAGCCCUUUUCUUUCUCUGCGCCAUCACCAUCGACGUCAACGUCGACCUCCGCCUCAACCUCGGCGCUCCAUUUCAAUGGCACUAGCGCGCCCAACGGGGUAGCAAAGGGCGCAGACAACGUGGACUACUACCGAUCGCUUCGAGGCCUCAAUGUCUCGCUCAAGGCCGAGCUCUCGUCUGCAAUCGACCGGGAAUUGGGCAAAGAUGCUUUCGCAGAUCUCGGGGGUCUUCUAAAGGCCGCCGAGGAAAAGUAUGCGGCGCAUCGGAGGAAGGUUGAGGAGGAGAGGAAGAAGUCGGGUGCUUCCACGUCUGCCGCCUUGCCAGCAUCGUCGACUGCAUCUUCCACGGCAGCAGCGGCGGCAGCUCCUCCCAAGCCAUUCAGCUUCACGGCGCCAUCCUCAGCGCCUUCAGCGUCUUCCGUUGGAUCUUCAGAGCCGUCAACAUCGAAGGCAGCACCCACUUUCUCACUACCCUCUCCUGCUGCUGGUGCUGCUGCGACCAAGCCAGCUGCGUCAGCAACACCGACCCUGCCCAAAGCACCCGCGUCUGCCUUCUCCUUCGCCGGCUCGUCGUUCAAGAAGAAUGAUGGCGAGGCAGGAUCAGAGAGCAAGCUAUUGCCGGGCCAGCCGAUGUUCAGUGUCCCGAAGGGCGGCUUUUUCGGGUCAUUUGGCAGUAAAGAUGCAGACGAUGGGGACGACGAUGAUGACGAGGGAGAAGAGGAAGAGGGCGACGAUGAUAAUGAGGAAGGGAAUGACGAUGGUGAAGACGACGGCGAAGAGGGGGACGGAGAUGAGGAGAAGGAUGAAGCAGAGGAGCAAAAUGAAGCAGAAACGAGCAAGCCAGAGCCAGCCAAGCCGCUCUUUUCCUUCGGCGCCGCCGCCACUCCGAGCUUUCAACAGAAGGGUGCUACUUCGUCCUUUGGGUCCUUUGGGUCCUUUUCCUCGCCCAAUCCAACAUCGACGUCUGGCGCCGCCAAUCCCUUUCGCUUCUCCUUUGGCUCUUCGCCCACAUCGUCGCCGUCAUCGUCAUCGACGGGUGGAACAGCUACACCCGCCCCGUCCAUCGGGCUAUCAUUUGCUAAUACUUCGGGCGUGUCCAACCCCGGCGCCUUUUCAUUUGGACAGUCAAAAAUCGCUUUUGGAGGCGAACCAAAAGAGACAGGUGACAAAGACAAGAGCGGCGAAUCAAAAUGA
Acaromyces ingoldii is the source of this 1320-nucleotide messenger RNA. RefSeq lists its product as hypothetical. Bases 1 to 1320 code for a protein of 439 amino acids. The record is from RefSeq and is a predicted model, not a curated record. The transcript is spliced from 3 exons. Lineage: Eukaryota; Fungi; Basidiomycota; Exobasidiomycetes; Exobasidiales; Cryptobasidiaceae.